GUCAUUCACGAGCUGUUCAUCAGAUUUAACUCUGAAAGGGGGCAGUGAAGGUUGUGAGAGUGACACAGAUUCCGAACUCACAUUCAAAAUGCAGGAUUAUAACAAGGAUGACAUGUCCUAUCGAAGGAUAUCAGUUGUUGAGCCCAAAUCUGCUCUACCAUUCAAUCGCUUUUUACCUAACAAAAGUAGACAGCCAACCUAUGUGCCUGCACCACUGAGGAAAAAAAGGCCGGACAAGAAUGAGGAUAAUCGAAGAAGUUGGGCAAGUCCUGUAUACACUGAAGCUGAUGGAACCUUCUCAAGUAAACAGAGGAGGAACUGGGACUCUAAAAUGGAAAACAGGCUAACAAUAAAAGAAACUUCAAACUCCUCUAGCUAUUUGGAGGAGGAGGAGGAAGAAGAGGAAGAAGAUGAAAAAACAAUGGGAAUGCCAAACAUUGUAAAAGAUGAUCUUUAUGUGCGCAAGCUAAGCCCCAUAGUGCCCACUGCAGGGAGUGACUUUGAUAAGUUUCUCCCCAAAUGUUGGACUCCAGAAGAUCUGAAUUGGAAAAGAAUUAAAAAGACAUCUUACAAGCCAUGGUAUAAGGAGUUUCAGGGAUUCAGAAAGAAUUCAGACUCAGAAGAUGAAAAUUCAGUGUGUGAACAAAACCCUGCCAUUUCUAGUCUGGCAUGGAGAACAGGGCGAGGUUCAGAUGGCAAUUGCCAGAGACGUUCAAUCUUAAUGGACCUUGCUACCAAACAAGCCCCACAUUCAUGGAACAAAAAUAUGGAAAGGAGAUUCAGUGGUGCUUCUGAUAGACCAAGUCAGUUUUUAUUACUUCAGGCCUUACAAACAUAUUCUGAUGACAUCUUGUCUUCUGAAACAAAGACCAAAAUUGAUCCCACAUCUGGCCCAAGGAUCAUAACAUGCCGAAGGAAUGUCUUUUAUGCCCCAGGCUACAGAAGAGAUGAUGCUGAAAAUGUCGUAUUAGAUCCUGACUUAGAAAAUGAUGAUUACUUUGUUAGAAAGACUGGGGCUUUCCAUGCGAAUCCUGCUGUUCUCCAGGCUUUUGAAGAUUUUAGAAGAUUCUCUGUCCCAGAUGAUUUCAUAGAGCGAGAUAUAAUCCUGCAACAAAGAGAAGGUGAACCUGUGCUUCCGGAUCUAGAAAAAGAUGACAUGAUUGUUCGCAGAAUUCCAACACAGAAGAAAGAUGUGCCUUUAUCAGGAGCCCCAGAUAAAUACCAUCCAGUCCCCUUUCCAGAACCUUGGACUCUCCCACCAGAAAUCCAAGCCAGAUUUCUCUGUGUACUUGAAAGGACAUCCUCAUCAAAAGAAAAAAUUAAUAGCUGUAGAGUCUUAGUUCCAUCUUCUUGUCAAAAGAAGGAUGAUAUGUUGACUCGUAAGAUUGAGUCCUGGAAACUAGGGACAACGAUACCACCCAUCAGUUUUACUCCUGGUCCAUGCAGUGAAGAGGACUUAAAAAAAUGGGAGGCUAUUCGAGCAGCCAGCAAAGUUAGGCACAAGAAACGACAGAUGGUUGAGAGACUCUUUCAAAAGAUUUCUGAUGAGAAUGGGAGUAAAUCCUUGAGUGAUAUCACAGCAGAGGAUGUACAUAGCUUGCGCCAACUGCGCUAUGAAGAAAUGCAGAAAAUAAAAUCACAACUGCAAGAACAAGACCAGCAAUGGCAGGAUGACCUAGCAAAAUGGAAAAAUCGUCGAAAAAGUUAUACUUCAGAUCUGCAAAAGAAAAAGGAAGAGAGGGAAGAAAUUGAAAAGCAGUCUCUUGAGAGAUCUGAGAGGAGCUCAAAAACGUUUAGAGAAAUUCUUCAGGACAGGGAAACCAGAAACCAAGAAACCAACAGUCAUCAGCAGAAAACAGUUGAUCCUGAGAGCAUGUAUUCAUCUAACAAUGAGGUAUUCAAUGAAAAAAAAGUAUUUCCUGCAGGGUCUUUGACAAGAGAGGGUUACCAGAAUGAGAGAAGAGAGAAGGAAGUGACUUAUGGUACAGAGAGUGAUAAAGAAGAUUCUUCAACUCUUGCAAAGAUGGAGGACUAUAAAACAGCUGAAAUUCAGGUUCCUUCUCAAAGCCUGACAGAGAAACAGAGCUCAGUCUCAGCUUUGUCUUCUAACCAUUCACUGAGUACACAAAUGGGACCUGCUCGGGUUUCAGCAUCUCUCCCCAGAAGUUACCAGAAAACUGAUACAUCUAGGUUAACAUCGGUGGUUACGCCAAGACCUUUUGGUUCUCAGUCAAGAGGGAUCUCAUCGCUUCCCAGAUCCUAUACGAUGGAUGAUGCUUGGAAGUACAAUGGGGAUGUAGAAAUCACUAAAAGAAUUUCAGAAAGUUCAAGUGGCUCUUUCUCAAAAUCAGAUGACAGCCAGCUUUACUCAAGUUCAACCUUCAAAAAUGUUGAAGAAGCAAGAGAAAGUGAGAAGACAAUGUCAUCUUCUACAUCCUUGUAUUUGCCCGUUUCCCAAGAACGUGAUGCUUUUCCUAAAUCAGAACAAUCUUUAAUAUCAGACCCUUUGCCAGUUUCUGAGUCUUUAGAAGGGAGAACCUCUUCAUCACCGGAACCUUCAAGUACAAAGGAUCAGUUCAGUGAUAUGAGAAUCAUUAUGAUCCACAGCCCUGGAAAUAGUGAUGCUGACUUUGGGUUUACUGUAAGAUGGGAUUUUCCUGGAAUCAUCGUGCAAUCAGUUGAAGCAGGUAGCCCUGCAGCAUUGUCUCAGCUACAGGUAGAUGAUGAAAUUAUUGCUGUUAACAACACCAAGUUUUCAAAUAAGGACACAGAUAAGUGGGAGGAGAUCAUGGCUAAUGCACGAGAAACUGGAAACCUAGUUGUGGAUGUCAGGCGUUAUGGAAAAAAUGACUGGGGCAAAGACCAACCUUCCCUGCCAUUUGUACGGCAUAAAACCCUCAAUCUCACCAGUAUGGCUACCAAAAUUAUAGGUUCACCUGAAACUAAGUGGAUUGAUGCAACUUCUGGAGUUUACAGUUCAGACAAGACUUCAAACAUUUCAGUAAAGAGUGAUUUCUCCGAAAGUCUUCAAAAUUCCAAUAUUGAAACAAAAGGAAUAAAUGGCAUAAGUGGUGAAAACAGUUCUAUGGAACCCAAAGCCUCUGAACCUAUUUCUUUGAAAAACUUAAAAAGACGGUCACAAUUUUUUGAACAAGGAAGUUCUGAUUCUGUGGUGCCUGAUCUUCCAGUUCCAACCAUUAAUGCUCCAAGUCGUUGGGCUUGGGAUCAAGAGGAAGAGAGGAAACGACAGGAAAAAUGGCAGAAAGAACAGGAUCGUUUGCUUCAGGAGAAGUAUCAACGUGAACAGGAAAAACUGAGGGAAGAAUGGCAGAGGGCUCAACAAGAGGCUGAGAAAGAAAGCUCAAAGUACUUAGAUGAGGAACAGAUGGUAUUACACUCAAAUAAUGUUUCUCUCACCUCACGUGAGCCAACUCUUGCCAACUGGGAAACAAAUUGGAGAGAAGAAAUUUAUCCUUCAGAUAGAGAAAAAAACAGAGUAGAGGAGGAAGAAAGACUUCGUCAUGAAGAACAAAAGAGACAAUUAGAAGAACAGCUUCUUCUUGAGAAAGAAAGGAAAAUAAAGGAAUUGGAAGAACUGGAACAGAAGCAGAGGGCAGAGAUAGAGCAACAGAGGCGACAGGCAGAAAUAGAGCAACAGAGGCGACAGGCAGAGAUAGAGGAACAGAGGCGACGGGCAGAGAUAGAGGAACAAAGGAGACGGGCAGAGAUAGAAGAGCAGAAACGGCAGGCAGAGAAAGAGAAAGAAACUUCAGUGCAAAUAUAUCAGUAUAAAAGGCCUGUUGAUCCAUAUGAAGUAACAAAGCGAGGAGAUGAGUCAACAAAUCUGUUUCCUAGUGACAGGAAUAAAUCAAGAUCUACCACUGAAUUGGAUCACACUACAAGUAGAAAUGGGAGUAACAAAUAUUUGGACCGGAUUGGGAAUUCGGGGUAUUCACAGAAAGGUUCUCGAAAAGAACAGGUCACGUCAGAAGCUGAGAUGGAGAGACAGCAAAUCCUUCAAGAAAUGAGGAAGAAGACCUCCCUCCACAAUGACAACAGCUGGAUCAGACAGCGGAGUUCCAGUGUCACCAAGGAACCCAUCUGCCUGCCUGGCAUCAUGAGAAGAGGUGAAUCUCUAGAUAACUUAGACUCCCCAAGAUCAAAUUCAUGGAGACAAGCCCCUUGGAUGAAUCAGUCAACUGGCUUCCAUACUUCUUCAUCUGUGCAAGACUUCAGCCGUCCACCUCCACAAAUUAUUUCUACAUCCAACCGUGCUUACAUGCGAAAUCCAUCUUCCAGUUUUCUACCUUCUUCUGUUGGUUCUGUACGAACUGGAUCUUUAUCAUCAGCACCUUCCCCAGCACCUCGAACACAGUCCCCUUCUACUUCUCAGUCAGGGAUGCAGCAACGGAACAGGUCAGUCAGUGGGAAGAGAGUAUGCUCCUACUGUAAUAACAUUCUGGGCAAGGGAGCGGCCAUGAUCAUCGAGUCUUUGGGGCUUUGUUAUCAUUUACAUUGUUUUAAGUGUGUUGCCUGUGGGCGUGACCUUGGGGGCUCCAGGUCUGGAGCAGAAGUCAGGAUCCGAAAUAAUGAAUUGUACUGCAACGAGUGCUAUCUCCGAUUCAAAUGUAAGAGAGCAAAUCAGAGAGAAAAUCUCUUGCCUUUUAAAGAGACCUCGGGCUCCCAUGCACCUUCCUGAAUCUGCAUCUGCUACCCCUUCAAGCACCCUGCCUCAGAAUCCCCAUUUUUAGGAGCAUUUUAUAUAAACUUAAAGUUGCCCCUUUACAGGGAGGAUUUGACUAGAAUCAGGUGUUUGCUCAGGAUGCCGGGAAACGAGGGUGAUUUGUAAGGUCUAGAAAGGGGGUGGUAUGGAGCUGGAGACCCAGGAGUUGUCCCUCUGUUGCCUGCCUGGGGUACACAGAACUCUAAACAAGUUUGGCUAAAAAGGAAAUUCAGAGAUAAGAGGUUAGUCCUCUUAAGAACUGAUUCUAAUUUUUCAUUACUUUCACCUCAUUUCAACAAAGGUCUAACUUUCACAUAUGUUGCUUAGAAAAUAACCAAAUGAGGUCAAUGGCUUUGAUUUUUUUUCUUUU
This is a messenger RNA of Gracilinanus agilis (Agile Gracile Mouse Opossum), 5093 nucleotides long. RefSeq names its product LIM domain 7 (gene LMO7). The transcript has 25 exons. Lineage: Eukaryota; Metazoa; Chordata; Mammalia; Didelphimorphia; Didelphidae. The record is from RefSeq and is a predicted model, not a curated record. Gene Ontology annotation, molecular function: protein binding. Gene Ontology annotation, biological process: regulation of signaling; regulation of cell adhesion. The coding region runs from base 89 to 4699 and encodes 1536 amino acids.